Ipomoea nil (Japanese morning glory) is the source of this 1832-nucleotide messenger RNA. RefSeq names its product ent-kaurene oxidase, chloroplastic. The record is from RefSeq and is a predicted model, not a curated record. The coding region runs from base 84 to 1616 and encodes 510 amino acids. Gene Ontology annotation, molecular function: heme binding; ent-kaurene oxidase activity; iron ion binding. Gene Ontology annotation, cellular component: chloroplast outer membrane; endoplasmic reticulum. NCBI's taxonomy places the organism in Eukaryota, Viridiplantae, Streptophyta, Magnoliopsida, Solanales, Convolvulaceae. Gene Ontology annotation, biological process: gibberellin biosynthetic process. The transcript is spliced from 8 exons.
AAAACCAAAAAGCAUACGAAAGAACCAAACGGGGCGGUGGGAGAAGAAGAGGCAGUGAAAGAAAAAGAUCAGAGUGUGGUUCCAUGGAGGCAGUCAUCCAAACUGUUCAAUAUUGGCCACUGGGGAGUGUGAUCACCGCCGGCGGUUUGGUUGUUGCUCUCGGCGUGAUUUCCCCCAGGCUUUUGAAUGAUCAAAAGAAGAGACCCAAACACCUCCGCCCAGUUCCAGCUAUACCAGGGGUACCAGUUCUUGGGAAUAUACUCCAGCUCAAAGAGAAGAAACCCCACAAGACAUUUCUAGGCUGGGUUGACAAAUAUGGACCAAUCUAUUCUGUCAAGGCUGGGGCUACCACCAUGGUUGUUCUUAACUCCACUGAUCUUGCAAAGGAGGCUAUGGUAGACAAAUAUUCAUCAAUCUCAACAAGAAAUCUCUCCAAGUCCCUAAGUAUUCUCACUCAUGAUAAAAGUAUGGUUGCAAUGAGUGAUUAUGGUGACUUUCAUAAGACAGUAAAGCGGAAUAUAUUGGCCAGCGUUUUGGGAGCAAAUGCUCAGAAACAACAUCGUGUCCACAGGGACGUAUUGAUAGAAAAUGUUUGUAAUGAAUUGAAUGCUGUCCUCGAGAAGUAUCCUGAGAAAGCAGUAAACUUUAGGGAAUAUUUUCAGUCUGAACUUUUCAGAUUGGCACUGAAGCAAGGAAUUGGAGAAGACGUAGAGUCUGUAUAUGUUAAAGAGCUUGGAUCCACUUUGUCGAGGGAGAAGAUGCUCAAGUAUCUAGUAUCUGACCUUAUGGAGGGUGCUAUUGACGUUGAUUGGCGAGAUUUCUUCCCAUAUCUCAGCUGGAUUCCUAACCCGAGCUUCGACAAGAGGAUCAAGCAAAUACAAUAUAACAGGGAUGCAGUAAUGAGGGCACUCAUAAAGGAACAGAGAGAACGUAUCGAGUCUGGGACGGCAAUAAACUCCAUGCUCGACUAUUUGGUGUCUGAAGAACAGACAUUAACUGAGAAACAACUUCAGAUGAGUGUGUGGGAGGAAAUUAUUGAAACAUCGGACACAACUGUUGUGACUACAGAAUGGGCUAUGUAUGAACUAGCUAAAGAUCCAGAACGACAGGAUAGAUUAUUUCGUGAAAUUCAAGGUGUCUGUGGGGGUGGUAAAGUAACAGAAGACAAAGUGCGACAACUCCCCUACCUUUCUGCUAUAUUUCAUGAAACAUUGAGAAAACAUGGUCCCGUUCCUAUUGUUCCUCUCCGAUAUGUUCACGAGGAUAUCGAACUGGGAGGGUACUAUAUUCCUAAAGGAACCGAGAUUGCUGUGAACAUUCAUGCAUGCAACAUGGAAAAGGGGGUAUGGGAGAGUCCUACAGAGUGGAAGCCCGAACGAUUUCUCGAAGGGAGGUAUGAGCAGAACGAUUUGUUCAAGACGAUGGCGUUUGGAGCGGGGAAGAGGUCGUGUGCUGGUGCUCUCCAGGCGAUGACGAUUUCUUGCCUGACGAUCGCGAGAAUGGUUCAAGAAUUUGAAUGGAGGCUGACGGGUAGUGAAGAAGAAAAUGUUGCUACUGUGGGUCUUACUGCCUAUAAACUUCAUCCUCUAAUGGCAAACAUAAAGCCAAGAAAUUGAUUUCGAAGAAAAAGGUGUUGAAAUGUUAAGGGAAAGUGAAGCUCUUGGUCCUCCAAUUAUAAGGUAUAUUGGACUCGAUGCUUGAAUUGUAGGGGCUUUCACUUUUGAUUGAUUCUCCAGUUAGUAGCGUAGCGAGGUUUUUUCUUGGAGCAGAACUAUGAGACGCUGUAAAAUUUUCAAGGUUGAACUUUUUAAUUUCACAUCCGUUUUCUCCUU